CAAGCACGAAGUGUCUGCCCAGACUAAUUAUACAGAAUGGAACAAACCAUGAAAACUUCCAGCACCAACGGUGACAAUGCAUCAGCCAUUGAGGGAAGCGAACAACACACUACCUUCCUCGGUCGACCAGUUACCAUCUUGACGCUGGGCACCGGUAAUUCCAGCGGUGACGGCGGCGAGCGUCCAUCUAAACGCGCACGCGGUCUGAACAAAAACGACAACGCUAGCGGCGACGGGGCUCCAGGGGAAAUACGCCAGGUUGUCCGUUGCAUGCUGCGUGCCCACAAGCUGGGGCUGCUGGUGCCGCUGGUGUAUUCCGCGGACCCCCUCAGCGGGCAGCUGGUGAUGGAGCAGCUGGGCGCGGCUGGCAGCGGCAGCGGUAGCGGUAGUGGCAGCAGCGGCAGGAGUCUUGGGGAUUUGCUAGCGGAGGAGAGGGAGCGGAGGAAGGAGGGGAAGGGGCAACUGCAGGAGAG
Molecule: messenger RNA, 473 nt
Organism: Astrephomene gubernaculifera
Lineage: Eukaryota; Viridiplantae; Chlorophyta; Chlorophyceae; Chlamydomonadales; Astrephomenaceae
Source: the annotation of a GenBank genome assembly